CGCAGAGAGUUACAGCCCUCUCAGUUGUUUCAUAAAUCACAAAAUUUAUCUCAAAUUCACGUUGGUCUCUUCCAACUCUGCUCAAGAUCACAAUUUAUCAAACCAUGAAUGCUAACAGCUGUUGGCAGGUUUUAAUAAGCCAAGAUAAUGAGAUAUGUUGCAAACAUAUGAGAUCCUAACUGAUUUGAUCACGUUACAUUUAGCAUAGCAGAUUAUGCGCUGAUUUGUUCAACUCAAUCACAGGCUAUCUAGUCAUUUAAGUAGGAGCCAAUUUUAGGAAAUCUGUUAGAGAUUCUUGCUACUGUAAUUACGCUGUAAUUUUGCUGUAAUUAGGUUACUCUUAUGCGUAUAUAUAUGUAUGCAAACUCUUUCAAGAGGCAGGGAUUAUUCCUGCGGCUGCCAAGCUUAUUAUGGUAUCAGAGCCAAAUAUCUGGUACGCAGAAAAAUAAACACAUUAUGGCAGAAAUACGAGAGGAAACUAAGGAGCAAGGGAAACCUCUUCGCUCCACAUAUGACCUCAAUUCAAAUGACGGCCCUGGGAAUAUUAUCACCCAAGUGCAACUUCGUGGUGAGAACUACGAUGAGUGGGCUCGAGCCAUGCGGGCCUCCCUACGUGCUAGACGCAAGUGGGGAUUUAUUGAUGGUGCUAUCAAACAGCCAAAGGAAGGAACAAUAGAAAUGGAGGAUUGGUGGACAGUCCAGUCCACGUUGGUGUCAUGGAUUUUGAACACCAUAGAGCCCAAUUUGCGCUCCACAAUCUCUUAUAUGGAGAAUGCACGAGAUCUAUGGGAAGACAUUAGAGAAAGGUUCUCCAUCACCAAUUGACCGCGGAUACACCAGCUGAAGUCAGAGUUGGCUGAUGGCAAGCAA
This is a messenger RNA of Cajanus cajan (pigeon pea), 870 nucleotides long. Its product is annotated as retrovirus-related Pol polyprotein from transposon RE2. The record is from RefSeq and is a predicted model, not a curated record. Lineage: Eukaryota; Viridiplantae; Streptophyta; Magnoliopsida; Fabales; Fabaceae.